AUGGCCAACUUCUCCAUCAUGGAUACUCUUCAAACUGGAAGGACCUCCACGGACACUACAGCUUGGGCCAGCACAUGGAUAACCAUGUACACCAACAUGUAUGGCUGUCAUGCUCCCAACUCGACCUCCAUCUACAUGCCAAUGAUCAUGACCAAGGAUCACCUCUACCAGAAAUACUCAGAUGCCUUGAACGCCCAGCACUUCACCCAGGCAAAGCUGUUGAGUCUCACUCACUUCCAUAAGAUGUUCAAAGGUGAACACAGGCACAUCAAGUUCCCUCAGUUCUGCAUCCUCAGGCAGUGCAAUAUCUGUGCCUCAACAAAUGACACCCUCACCAACCAGACAAUGAGCACAAGAGAGCAGGUGCAGCUGAAGCAGUGGAAGCUGGAUCACCUCAAGCUUGUCAAGGCAGAGCAGAAAGCUUAUCACCUCCACCAACAGGAGGCUGUUGCUGAUCCCAGUGCAACCUUGUUGAUUAUCAUGGAUGGUUCAACUGAUGUCAUUCUACCUCUCCUAGUGCCUCUGCCCUUGGCCUGGAAAGACCUUCACCUCUACAAGCUUGGCAUUCAUGGAUUUAUCAACCAUGGCCUUCACCGCCGCUCCCUGUACCUACACCAGGGCCAGUUCAGCUGUGGACUUCAUCCAUCAACUCUCUACCUACAGUUCGACAACUGCAGCUGGGAGAACAAGAACAAGUACAUGCUGGCCUACUGUCACUGGCUGGUGUUCAACAAGGUGUUUCAAUCAAUCACCAUAUCCUUCCUGCCUGUGGGACACACCCAUGAGGAUAUUGACCAGAUGUUCUCAACCUUCAUGAUUGGCAUGAAGUAUAAUCCACAGGUCCUGACUGUCGAGGCUUUCAAGCAAGGUCUGCAGGACUGGUAUUCUGCACCCCACCUUUGCCCUGAGCCUAUAUUCCUUCUUGAGUGCUGGGCUAUCAAAUCCUGGCUGGAUCCUUUCUCCAUGGUGUUCAGGGAACCUCCAGGCCUCAUGUCUUCUGCUUCUCCUGUCACAAAGAAGAUCUCAAUCACCAUCCUCAAGGAUACCCUCUCUGCCCUCACUGAGCUCAACAAGGCCCAGGCGAUGAAGAAAUCCUACCAGGAUCUUUCUCACUGGAAGUGCUACACUUGA
Molecule: messenger RNA, 1131 nt
Organism: Acanthamoeba castellanii str. Neff
Lineage: Eukaryota; Discosea; Longamoebia; Acanthamoebidae
Exons: 5
Coding region: 1-1131 (376 amino acids)
Source: RefSeq, a predicted model, not a curated record